Molecule: messenger RNA, 1398 nt
Organism: Camarhynchus parvulus
Lineage: Eukaryota; Metazoa; Chordata; Aves; Passeriformes; Thraupidae
Product: inositol 1,4,5-trisphosphate receptor-interacting protein-like 1
Exons: 1
Coding region: 1-1398 (465 amino acids)
Cellular component (GO): membrane
Source: RefSeq, a predicted model, not a curated record
AUGGAGCUGCGUGCGAAGUUCCAGGAACAGGAGAGGAUUCAGCUGGAGCAGGAGGUGAAGCAGCUUGUGCUGAUGCAGAGUGGUGCAUCCUGGAGUGACCUGCUCAGGUCUGCCUUGCAGCCCUGGCAGGUCUGGGCAUUUGCUGGGCUCUUGGUUCUUCUCUUGGCCGUAUGGUUUAUGUGGAGGAAAAGAAGUUGUGAGGCAGAGAUCAGUGGCGAGGAGGAGAAAGAAAAGGAGAAGGAGGAAGAGGAAGAGGACGAGACAUGGGCGUAUGAUCUGAGAUGGCUUCUAGAGGAGCGCAUACAGUGGCCUGUACAGGACCUGCAGACAGGCUGCAACAGGACAAUGGCCCUGAUAGAUAAUUUCAUAACUGUCCUCAGGCGUGCCUUGAGUAGGAGUUUCUACCCGGUGCUGCAACAAGCCAUUGGUAUUGGCAGUGCCUUUGAAGGUUGGACUGCCCGUGAGGAGGAAAUUGUGUACCAGGUGCUUGUACCCCUGACUCCUCCCCUAGGCCACCUCUUCCACCUGGAGCGUGACACUGACCAGCAGAAGCCUGGCAGGAACUUCCGUGUCCGUGUGGAGCUGGAGUGCAGGUGCCCGAGGGAGUACCAGGGUAUGAACAUGCUGUGCUUCCAGCACCACCCUGAUGUGAUUAGGAGGAUGACUCAGCAGCCCAACCUCCUAGACACGCUGUGCACUGACUCCUACCUUGAUGUCAAGAAAACUGUCCACUGGUUCUGCACACUGGUGGGAGCAAGCUGGCGGCGUUUGCCCCAGUCACGCAGUUGGCAUUUAGUACUGCUGCCCUCCAAACGCUCCUGCAACCUCAGGCUGACCAACGACCAAGAAAGCUUCCAGGUUAAGGUGCUGUUCGGGGUGCGGCGACACGGCUCAGACAUCUUUAUCAGCAGCCGGUAUCGAGGGGCCCACACCCCAAGCACAAUGUGGCCUGAGAGCUAUGCUGUGGCAGAGACAAAGUUCUUCAGGCACAUGGCCAGGGAAGCCCCCCAGGACAGCUCACACCUUAAAUGCCUGCAGCUCCUUGCCCGUGUUCUUGCGCGCAAGGACUUUUCCAUCCAUUCCAUCAAGACCAUCGUCAUGCGCCUGCUGCACACGGUACCAGUGUCACAGUGGCAAAGGAGACGCUUCCUGCUUCAGCUCUCAGAUGCUCUGGAACAGCUGCGUGUAUCUCUGGAAGAGAAACACUUGGAGCAUUUUAUUGUGGGCAACCAGAGGCUUCCAGAGGAGAUCAGGCUGCCCCCAGAUGUACUAAGGGCUAAGCCACCCAACCUCUUCCACGGUCUGACACAGGAUCCAGCUGCCCACUCCCAGGCGAUGCAAGCCUACCUUGAUCUGCGCCAUCGCCUGGCAAGAGUGCUGGCCUAUGGCCACUGUUAG